Molecule: messenger RNA, 4322 nt
Organism: Castor canadensis (American beaver)
Lineage: Eukaryota; Metazoa; Chordata; Mammalia; Rodentia; Castoridae
Gene: Adamts10
Product: ADAM metallopeptidase with thrombospondin type 1 motif 10
Biological process (GO): proteolysis; extracellular matrix organization
Cellular component (GO): extracellular matrix
Molecular function (GO): metalloendopeptidase activity
Source: RefSeq, a predicted model, not a curated record
UCGGCCCUGGCCAGGCGGCGGCGGCAGGCGGGGUUUCUGGCCGCGCGGUUUGGGGGUUUUUUAUAACCCUGGCAGGCUGCUCAGGAAGUGCCUUCCCCGCGCCCCCUCCCCCGGCCACGCCGCCGCGCUCGCUCUCUCUCGCUCUCUCUCGCUCCCUCCCUUCCUGCGCGCGGGGCGGUGAGACUGCGGCGGCCACCGCGGACGGGAGGCCCCGGCGCGCAGGAGCCCAGUGAUGCUGCCCAGACUGUGAACAGGGGAGGCAGCACUGCGGGGGCUGCCAGCAGCCGGGACUGGGGAGAGACAUGUGGACACGUAGCCCCUAUGGCUCCCGCCUGCCAGAUCCUCCGCUGGGCCCUCGCCCUGGGGCUGGGCCUCACGUUCAAGGUCACACAUGCCUUCCGAUCUCAAGAUGAGUUCCUGUCCAGUCUGGAGACCUAUGAGAUUGCCUUCCCAACCCGUGUGGACCACAACGGGGCGCUGCUGGCCUUCUCGCCACCUGCCCUCCGAAGGCAACGUCGGGGAACAGGGGCCAUAGCUGAGACCCGCCUCUUCUACAAGGUGGCCGCACCCAGCACCCAUUUUCUGCUGAAUCUGACCCGCAGCCCCCGUCUGCUGGCAGGACACGUCUCCGUGGAGUACUGGACACGGGAGGGCCUGGCCUGGCAGAGGGCUGCUCGGGCCCACUGCCUCUACGCCGGCCACCUACAAGGCCAGGCCAGCAGCUCUCAUGUGGCUAUCAGCACCUGUGGGGGCCUGCAUGGCCUGAUUGUGACAGAUGAGGAAGAAUAUCUAAUCGAGCCCCUGCAAGGUGGGCCCAAGGGUCCCCGGGGCCCAGAAGAAAGUGGCCCUCAUGUGGUAUACAAGCGUUCCUCUCUGCGUCACCCCCAUCUGGACACAGCUUGUGGAGUAAGAGACGAGAAACCGUGGAAAGGUCGGCCAUGGUGGCUGCGCACUCUGAAGCCACCGCCUGCCAGGCCCAUGGGAAAUGAAACAGAUCGAGGCCAGCCGGGCCUGAAGCGUUCAGUCAGCAGAGAGCGCUAUGUGGAGACCCUAGUGGUGGCUGACAAGAUGAUGGUGGCCUACCACGGGCGCCGAGACGUGGAGCAAUAUGUGCUGGCCAUCAUGAACAUUGUUGCCAAACUUUUCCAGGACUCGAGUCUGGGAAACACCGUUAGCAUCCUUGUAACCCGCCUCAUCCUGCUCACAGAGGACCAGCCUACCCUGGAGAUCACCCACCACGCCGGGAAGUCCCUGGACAGCUUCUGUAAGUGGCAGAAAUCCAUCGUGAACCACAGCGGCCAUGGUAAUGCCAUUCCGGAGAACGGUGUGGCCAACCAUGACACAGCCGUGCUCAUCACACGCUAUGACAUCUGCAUCUAUAAGAACAAACCCUGUGGCACACUAGGCCUGGCCCCCGUGGGCGGGAUGUGUGAACGAGAGAGGAGCUGUAGUAUCAACGAGGACAUUGGCCUGGCCACAGCGUUCACCAUUGCCCAUGAGAUCGGGCACACGUGAGGCUGGGGGACACAGGAGAAGGAGGACGGGAGGAGUUGGGCUGGUCCCUCAGCACCCCACAGAGCUGACACCCCUCUCCCCAGAUUCGGCAUGAACCACGAUGGCGUGGGGAACAGUUGUGGGGCCCGUGGCCAGGACCCGGCGAAGCUUAUGGCCGCGCACAUAACCAUGAAGACCAACCCGUUUGUGUGGUCAUCUUGCAGCCGUGACUAUAUCACCAGCUUUCUGGACUCAGGCCUGGGGCUCUGCCUGAACAACCGGCCCCCCAGACAGGACUUCGUGUACCCAACGGUGGCGCCCGGCCAGGCCUACGACGCAGAUGAGCAGUGCCGAUUCCAACAUGGAGUCAAAUCGCGUCAGUGAGGUCUGCAGUGAGCUGUGGUGUCUGAGCAAGAGCAACCGGUGCAUCACCAACAGCAUCCCGGCCGCCGAGGGCACGCUGUGCCAGACGCACACCAUCGACAAGGGGUGGUGCUACAAACGGGUGUGUGUCCCCUUCGGGUCGAGGCCAGAAGGCGUAGACGGAGCCUGGGGCCCAUGGACUCCGUGGGGCGACUGCAGCAGGACGUGCGGCGGUGGCGUAUCUUCUUCCAGCCGUCACUGCGACAGCCCCAGGCCAACCAUCGGAGGCAAGUACUGUCUUGGCGAGAGACGUCGGCACCGCUCCUGCAACACCGACGACUGUCCCCCUGGCUCCCAGGACUUCAGGGAAAUGCAGUGCUCUGAAUUCGACAGUGUCCCUUUCCGUGGAAAAUUCUACACAUGGAAGACAUAUCGAGGAGGGGGCGUGAAGGCCUGCUCGCUGACAUGCCUAGCAGAAGGCUUCAACUUCUACACCGAGAGGGCCGCAGCUGUGGUGGAUGGGACGCCCUGCCGCCCAGAUACUGUGGACAUUUGUGUCAGCGGCGAGUGCAAGCAUGUGGGCUGUGACCGGGUUCUGGGCUCUGACCUGCGGGAGGACAAAUGCCGAGUGUGUGGGGGUGAUGGAAGUGCCUGUGAGACCAUCGAAGGGGUCUUCAGCCCAGCCUUGCCUGGGACAGGGUACGAGGAUGUCGUCUGGAUCCCCAAAGGCUCCGUCCACAUUUUCAUCCAGGACCUGAACCUGACUCUCAGUCACCUGGCCUUGAAGGGAGAUCAGGAGUCCCUGUUGUUGGAGGGGUUGCCGGGGACCCCCCAGCCUCACCGCCUGCCCCUGGCUGGGACCACCUUUCACCUGCGACAGGGGCCAGACCUGGCCCAGAGCCUAGAAGCCCUGGGACCCAUUAAUGCAUCACUCAUCGUCAUGGUGCUGGCCCGGACAGAGCUGCCUGCCCUCCGCUACCGUUUCAACGCACCCAUCGCCCGGGAUGCCCUGCCCCCCUACUCCUGGCACUAUGCACCCUGGACCAAAUGCUCAGCCCAGUGUGCAGGCGGCAGCCAGGUGCAGGUCGUGGAGUGCCGAAAUCAGCUGGACAGCUCAGCCGUGGCCCCUCACUACUGCAGCGCCCACAGCAAACUUCCCAAGAGGCAGCGGGCCUGCAAUACAGAGCCUUGCCCACCAGACUGGGUUGUAGGAAACUGGACGCGCUGCAGCCGCAGCUGCGAUGCAGGCGUGCGCAGCCGCUCCGUCGUGUGCCAGCGCCGCGUGUCUGCCGCCGAGGAGAAAGCGCUUGACGACAGCGCCUGCCCGCAGCCGCGCCCACCCGUGCUGGAAGCCUGCCACGGUCCCGCCUGCCCUCCCGAGUGGGCGGCCCUGGACUGGUCCGAGUGCACACCCAGCUGCGGGCCGGGCCUCCGCCACCGCGUGGUCCUUUGCAAGAGCGCGGAUAACCGCGCCACGCUGCCCCCUGCGCACUGCCCACCCUCAGCCAAGCCGCCCGCCACCAUGCGUUGCAACCUGCGUCGCUGUCCUCCUGCCCGCUGGGUGGCCAGCGAGUGGGGCGAGUGCUCCGCGCAGUGCGGCCUCGGCCAGCAGCAGCGCGCGGUGCGCUGCACCAGCCACACUGGCCAGCCAUCCCGCGAGUGCACCGAGGCCCUGAGGCCGCCCGCCACACAGCAGUGUGAGGCCAAGUGUGACAGUGUGCCCCCUGGAGAUGGCCCCGAAGAAUGCAAGGAUGUGAACAAGGUCGCCUACUGCCCCCUGGUGCUCAAAUUUCAGUUCUGCAGUCGAGCCUACUUCCGCCAGAUGUGUUGCAAAACCUGCCAGGGUCGCUAGGGGGCGUGCGGCACCUGGAGCCACAACUGAGCACAGGCUAAGGGGGAACCCCACCAGAGAGGGCCGGAGGGGGCGGGAGCUGGGACUGAAGGGUGAGAUGGAGCUGGAAGUUAUUUAUUGGAAACCUCUGCAGGGCCCCUGGUUGGGGGAUGAAGAGGGGCUAGCUACCCCCAGGACCCCUCUUCAGCCCCUUACCCAGUUCAUAGUUUGAUCCCCCCUCCCUGGUGGCUCUAGAGAGGGGAUACCUAUUUGCUCCAGCACCCACCCUUAGGGAGUCCCCAACACUCCCCCACCCUUGAUCGGAAUAUGUACUGUGAAGAGUGGGGGUGGGGAAGGGGUCUGCCAGUGCCCUGCCCCCAGCACUGUUACACCCCUCCGCUCCAGCUGGGAAGGGGGGUUAGAAUCUAGGUCUGAUAUGGGGGAGAAGGGCUAGCACCACCUCCCUGACACCCUCCCCCUGAACUGACCAGGGGGAAAAUCCACCCCAACCUCUGCCCUGCCUGCCCCAACAUCCAGGUCACCCCCAUCAUGGUGCUACAAGCCCUGCCCUGGGGCCCACACAUUCCUCACCAGGAAGCCCUACAUCAAUAAAGUUCUGUCUUAAGUAGAUUUC